UAUCAUCCACUCUUCGCAUGCGCAUCCUCACUUUCCUAACCUCAUCGAUACCAAUUGGCCACAGUUUCUUCACUCGCCUCACUCACUCCUCAUCGUCUCUACCUCUCCGCUUCAGAACCAUCGCCACCAUGGCCGCUUCUUCCUCCUCCGAGGACUCGCUCCGCAAAGCCCUCUCCGAGAAGCUCUCGGAGGUCGAGAGCCAGGGCAACCAGGUCCGUUCUCUGAAGAAAUCCGGCGCCGCCAAGACGGAACUUGACGCCGCCAUUGAGGCCUUGAACGCGCUCAAGCUUGAGAAGGCGUCGAUCGAGAAAGACCUCCAAGCCACCAUCAGCGGCGGCGACGGCGGCUCCGUUAACAAGGAGGCGUUACGUCAGGCUGUGGUGAAUACUCUGGAGCGCCGUUUGUUUUAUAUUCCCGCUUUCAAGAUUUACGGCGGCGUUGCUGGCCUCUACGAUUACGGCCCUCCUGGUUGCGCCGUCAAGUCCAAUGUCCUAGGGUUUUGGCGUCAGCAUUUUGUGCUUGAAGAGAACAUGUUGGAAGUUGACUGCCCUUGUGUCACACCUGAGGUUGUUUUGAAAGCAUCGGGUCAUGUGGAGAAAUUCACCGAUCUUAUGGUUAAGGAUGAGGCGUCUGGGAUGUGCUACAGAGCUGAUCACUUACUCAAGGAUCACUGUAAAGAUAAGCUUGAAAAGGACCUCAGAAUUACUUCAGAGAUGGCAAUGGAACUGAAAGAAGUACUUUCAAAAUUAGAUGUCCUCUCCGCUGAAGAGCUGGGUGCAUGUAUAAAGAAAUAUGGUAUUACAGCCCCUGACACAAAGAACACUCUCUCGGAUCCUUAUCCAUUCAACCUGAUGUUUCAAACAUCAAUUGGUCCUUCUGGUGUGAGCACCGGGUAUAUGCGUCCAGAAACUGCCCAAGGCAUAUUUGUGAAUUUUAGGGACUUGUACUAUUACAAUGGGAACAAACUCCCUUUUGCUGCAGCCCAAAUUGGCCAGGCUUUUAGAAAUGAGAUAUCUCCUCGCCAAGGUCUUUUGAGAGUCCGUGAGUUUACACUUGCAGAGAUUGAGCACUUCGUUGACCCCGAAGACAAAUCUCACCCAAAAUUCUCUGAUGUUGCACAUUUGGAGUUUCUGAUGUUCCCAAGGGAUGAACAGAAGCCUGGCCAGUCUGCAAGGAUAAUCUCACUAGGUGAAGCUGUAUCUUCUAAGGAUUCUAAAAUUGUCGACAACGAAACCCUUGGCUACUUUAUUGGGAGAGUAUACCUCUUCCUCACUCGUCUGGGCAUAGACAAGAACCGGUUAAGGUUCCGGCAGCACCUUGCAAAUGAAAUGGCUCACUAUGCCCAGGACUGUUGGGAUGCUGAGAUUGAGACUUCAUAUGGCUGGAUUGAGUGCGUGGGUAUUGCAGAUAGAUCUGCGUAUGACUUGAAGGCUCAUUCGGAGAAAAGUAGAGUUGAUCUUGAGGCACAGGAAAAAUAUUCCGAACCAAGAGAAGUUGAGAAAUUGGUUAUAUCUCCUGUAAAGAAAGCGAUUGGUCUUGCUUUCAAGGGGGACCAAAAGAAAGUACUUGAAGCUUUGGAGGCCAUGAAAGAAGAAGAAGCUUUGAAAAUGAAGACUGAUUUAGAGUCAAAAGGGGAGGUAGAGUUUUAUGUCUGCACUCUAGAGAAGAAAGUAUCUAUUAAUUCAAGUAUGGUAACAAUUUCAAAGGAGAAAAAGAAAGAACACCAGAGAGUAUUCACGCCCUCGGUAAUUGAGCCUUCUUUUGGCAUCGGUCGGAUAAUAUAUUGCCUCUAUGAGCACUCAUACUACAUGAGGCCAAGUAAAGAUGGGAAUGAACAGUUUAAUGUGUUCCGUUUUCCCCCUCUUGUGGCACCCAUCAAGUGCACAGUUUUCCCGUUGGUUCAGAAGCAAGAGUAUGAGGAAGUUUCUAAAGUCAUUUCCAAAUCAUUGACUGCAUCUGGGAUAUCACAUAAAAUUGAUAUUACAGGUACCUCAAUCGGGAAACGAUACGCACGGACGGAUGAACUGGGUGUACCAUUUGCAAUCACAGUUGAUUCCGUAUCUUCUGUGACAAUCCGGGAACGAGACAGCAAGGAUCAGAUCCGGGUUGAUGUGAGUGAGGCGGCGUCUGUUGUCAAGGAUAUAGCUGAGGGAGUGAGGACAUGGGCGGAUGUGUGGUCGGCUUUCCCACACCAUUCUUCUGGCUCAGCAGACGAGUAGGCUAUUUAAAACCAUCAUAGUCGACAUAUGAUGUAGCUUUUGAGUCUGGAAUUUUGUUACAAUACAAAGCAUACUUGGUUGCUAAUUGGAUACAUACUUGUUCUUAAAUUUGUUCGACAGUCUUCUAUUGUCAUUUCUUUUACUUAUACCACUGCAAUACAAGGUUGUGCAAUAACAAAGCAUUCCUCUGAA
This is a messenger RNA of Rosa rugosa (rugosa rose), 2411 nucleotides long. Its product is annotated as glycine--tRNA ligase, mitochondrial 1. Bases 18 to 2219 code for a protein of 733 amino acids. The transcript is spliced from 9 exons. NCBI's taxonomy places the organism in Eukaryota, Viridiplantae, Streptophyta, Magnoliopsida, Rosales, Rosaceae. The record is from RefSeq and is a predicted model, not a curated record. Gene Ontology annotation, cellular component: mitochondrion; cytoplasm. Gene Ontology annotation, biological process: mitochondrial glycyl-tRNA aminoacylation. Gene Ontology annotation, molecular function: ATP binding; glycine-tRNA ligase activity.